Exophiala dermatitidis NIH/UT8656 is the source of this 948-nucleotide messenger RNA. RefSeq lists its product as uncharacterized. Gene Ontology annotation, cellular component: preribosome, small subunit precursor; nucleolus. The transcript has a single exon. The record is from RefSeq and is a predicted model, not a curated record. Gene Ontology annotation, biological process: maturation of SSU-rRNA from tricistronic rRNA transcript (SSU-rRNA, 5.8S rRNA, LSU-rRNA). NCBI's taxonomy places the organism in Eukaryota, Fungi, Ascomycota, Eurotiomycetes, Chaetothyriales, Herpotrichiellaceae. Bases 1 to 948 code for a protein of 315 amino acids.
AUGGGAAAAUACCGGCCUCCUCCACGAGAGAAUCCACGCUCUGGUCAUCGUCCCGACUCAUGGCGUCCUGAGAACGGUCGCUAUCCAACAAGCCAUGGUGGCAACAGUUCACGGGAUCCCCGGCCGCCGGGUUCGUCUCCAUCUCGAGGUGCGGUUACCAAAACCAAACGUGAAAGAGUAACCAACCGGUCCACCCGCAUUCACUCCCUGCGCAACCUUUUGGCACGUGAUGCAUUGCCUGCCACUGUACGACAAGAGAAAGAACGAGAACUGGCGUCGCUUCUUCUAGACCAGCAAAAGGACCAAUUGGCAAAGGCGACCAAGAAGAAUCUGCAGCGAUAUCAUUUUGUCCGCUUCGUCGAGCGUCAGAAGGCAGAACGCACCCUCAAGAAACUGGUCAAACUCAAGGAAUCAGGCAAUUUCCCACAGACAGAAGAGUACAGACGGAAGCUGGAAAAGUCCAUACAUCAAGCCCAAGUGGACGUCAACUACACCAAGUAUGCUCCCCUGGGUGAAAAAUACAUCAGUCUCUUUGUCCAGGAUGAGAACGACAGAGACAAACACAAGACACAGAUGAACAGGAAAUCGUAUGCCAUCUUGACCGACUCACAAAAGGAGGAGUUGCAGCAGGUCGAAGACGAUUUGGCCAAUAUUAUCCGUAACGCAGCAGGGACGAAACCGCCGAUGUGGUAUGAAGUGGAGAAGUAUAUGCGGGAGGAUCCUGAAAAUUUGAAUGCCCUUCGUGAAGGAAAACUCACCAUGGGCAACAAGUUGGCCAAGGAACUCGCCACUGUGGGUGGAAAGGACGAUGCAGCCUUGCGGAAUUCAACAGCACAGCCAAUUGAAUCGAAACCCUCCUGGCUUGAUGACGAUGGUAUCAUCGAUCCAAAAGACCUGGAUAGUGACGAUGACGAGGAAAUGAGCGAUGGAGGAUUUUUCGAACGGUGA